AGCGCGGCAUCGGAGGCAGUCUGUCUGUCAUUUUCAAGUUUUGGUGCAGUGUUUUAAAUCGAAUUUAUUCCAAAAACUUGUAACAAGUGUUGUGAUUUAAGAGAACACACCAUGAGCCAAGCCGUAGCCGAACCGCCGAAGGAGCGGUACAUUCCCAAUGGACUCAAGUUCGCCUUCGGUGGCCUUGCAGGCAUGGCUGCCACCUGUGUAGUCCAGCCUUUAGAUCUCAUCAAAACCCGGAUGCAGCUGAGCGGAGGCGGGCGUUCCUCGUUCACCGUGGCCGGAGAGAUUGUCGCCAGAGAAGGCUUUGUGGCUCUCUACACCGGCCUCUCCGCUGGUCUGUUGCGACAGGCUACAUACACUACUACCAGGCUUGGAGUGUAUAAUAUACUCUUCGACACAUAUAAAGAACGAAACGCCGGCGCCGCCCCUGGUUUCGGCAUGAAGACCCUCUUGGGUGUCGCUGCGGGCUCCAUAGGCGCCUUCGUGGGCACCCCGGCCGAGGUGGCCCUCAUUCGCAUGACGGCCGAUGGCCGCCUGCCCGCUGACCAGCGAAGGAAUUAUAAGAAUGUGGCUGACGCCCUCAUCAGGAUAGUGCGCGAAGAAGGAGUGCUAAAGUUGUGGCGCGGCGCCACGCCCACCGUCGGCCGAGCCAUGGUCGUCAACGCAGCCCAGCUCAGCACAUACUCACAGGCGCGCGAGGUGUUCAUAGGCUACGUACCCGACGGCAUCACUCUGCACUUCUGCGCGUCCAUGGUGUCCGGGCUGGUCACCACCAUCGCCUCCAUGCCGGUCGACAUCAUCAAAACUAGGAUCCAAAACGCGGCCAAGGGUGAGAGCCAGUUGUCGGUGGUGUCCAACCUGCUGAGGAGCGAGGGUGUGCUGUCGCUGUGGAAGGGCUUCCUGCCGUACUACGCGCGGCUCGGGCCUCACACCGUGCUCACCUUCAUCUUCCUCGAGCAGAUGAACGCCGCAUACUUCAACUACAUGUAGGGACUAU
Molecule: messenger RNA, 1000 nt
Organism: Cydia amplana
Lineage: Eukaryota; Metazoa; Arthropoda; Insecta; Lepidoptera; Tortricidae
Product: mitochondrial 2-oxoglutarate/malate carrier protein-like
Exons: 6
Coding region: 112-993 (293 amino acids)
Molecular function (GO): transmembrane transporter activity
Source: RefSeq, a predicted model, not a curated record